AUGAUGCUUGAGAUAUCACCGAGGGAUUUCCUAAUUCCUUGGCCCAGUCAUAAUGUAGAGUCAAGACACCUGUUUGCUAGCAAGGACUCGAAAUGCACUGCUGGCGAACACGGUGGUAACGGUCUCGCUGAGGUUCAUGGAGAGAUAGCUUAUAUCGAUACGAGAGCCAGGGUUGAUCCAUCAGCUAGGCUCCACCAAUGCUAUAUUGCCCCUGGAGCUACAAUAGGAGCAGGAGUAGAACUGGAAAGUAGCAUAAUAGGGCCUGAUGUCGUUGUGGAGGCAGGGGCAUCCAUCAGAAAAUGCAUCAUCCAUGCUCGAUCGACUGUAUCACCAUCGACGAGCGUAGAAUGUGUAGUAAUCCCACCAAAUGGCAGUAUUAUUGCAUCGAACAAGGCCCAUCCAGUAGAUGGUGUCACCAUUGGGACUCCAUUGCCGGAUACAGCUCAGGCACUUGCUAAGAUAAAGGCCGUUAGGGUAUCAAGGGAGGGAUUUAUAAGCACCGAAGAGCCCACUGAGGAGGAGGAUAUAGCCAAUUCAUCAUGUGGGACCGACAAAGCAUUCAAGAAGGGCUUCAGGGCUGAGGUGUAUGCCUUCUUCAAGGAAGGGUGGUAUGAGAAGCAAGAUGUAUCACACGUGUGUCAACAGCUCAGGAUAUACCGGACAACAGAGCAGGCCCCUCUAUCAGAGCUAUUGAUAGCUACUGUGUUGGCCCUUGCACGGGUGUGCUGUGAGGUCCUUGUUAGUGAUAGUAGUAAGCCAAAACAGCCUGUAGUGGCGUCAUUCUAUGAGUAUUGGGAUGAUGCCUUGGAAGAGCUUUACUUGACGGAUCAGACAGGCCUCUCUAAAUGGUGGAUAGAGGCUUUGGAUAAUCUCUGUGCAUCCUGUCCACAGUAUGGUCAGGACUUUGAGAAGGAGUGCUGUCUCUUUAUAUGGGGGAUGUACGCCAAUGAUUACUUAAGCAAAGAGGACCUCUUAGCAUGGUGGAGCCGUGCCCCCGAUACAUAUCGACAGUUGCCCUUAAUGGCGCAGUUGAUUGGACAGAUUGAGGAGCAAUCCGACGAUGAUGAUAGUGAUGAUGAUUCGGAGGACGAUAGCGACUCGGAGUAG
Perkinsus marinus ATCC 50983 is the source of this 1107-nucleotide messenger RNA. RefSeq lists its product as hypothetical. The record is from RefSeq and is a predicted model, not a curated record. Gene Ontology annotation, cellular component: eukaryotic translation initiation factor 2B complex. The coding region runs from base 1 to 1107 and encodes 368 amino acids. Lineage: Eukaryota; Perkinsozoa; Perkinsida; Perkinsidae. Gene Ontology annotation, molecular function: guanyl-nucleotide exchange factor activity; translation initiation factor binding; translation initiation factor activity. The transcript is spliced from 10 exons.